AUGUUAUUUUGAUGGGACCAAUCUAGUCUGACUUUGACAGUAAAAUUUUGUGAAAAUCUUGCUCUGAAGAUAUAUAAUGAUUCUCUUUAGCUUUGUCUCAGUUUUACAUCUUAAACAUUGUGUUCUACAGAAGAUGUGAUUAUUCAGAAUUUUCGAAGUUUUGCUUGUGCGAUUCCACAUGUCUGUAUCUUUGGUAGUUUUGCGGUUUGAAAUAGCUGACGCAUUUAGCUUGGCGAAGUCAAUCUGUUUCACAUCCUGCAAAGAAAACGACCCAGACAUGACAGAGAAAGAAAACAAAAUUCAAAAUGAGGAUGGCUCCAGUGACUUGGAAGCUUCAAAUUCUGUGUCAUUCCCAGCGACUGAUCAGGAAGGGAAAGCAUGCAAAGAUAUGAAUCCAUCCUCCCCAAGAGAGAUCCAAGGAUCUGGAAAGGAACCGACCGAAGAUGCAGUUUCUAAGCAACAGUUGCUGGAGCAGCAUAGAGGUUCUAGAGAAAUGAGAGACAUCAUGGUAGAAUCCAUGGUCUUCACAGGUUCAGAGUUUGAAAAGUGUGAACAAGGAAACCCUGAACAAGCCACGGCAGUUAAGGACCAGGACAACUCACCCAGACCUGCUGAAGACAUCCAAGCAUCCCCUAGCAAGCCACCAGACCCCAAGACUGACAACGCCCUCAAACCAAAGAGCGUGUCAAAGUCUCAAGCAGCAAGUAGUUUACCAAAAGAAUCGCAGAGUAACAGACCAAUGGGAAACAAAAACAAGAAAUCCAAAAAGAUGCCAAGCAACAUAGAAAUGGCAAAGAAAGCAUCAACAUCAGAAUCACCUUCCCAGAAUCAUCAAAACAGAGAUGGGCCAAGAGAAUCUGGAUCCCAGAAAUCAGCACAGAAGGAUUUGAAUGAGAAGAAACCUAAAUCUGAUCAGCCUUUGAGUGAUCCCACCUCUGCCACCAAAAGCUAUGCUUCCAUAGUAUCUGGAAGCCCUGUCCCUCAGAUGGUAGAGUUAGAGCUAGAUCAAAACAUCUCUACUGCAGAUAGUGGUGUCUUGGUUGGAGGAGGCACAUUAGACGGCAAGCACAUGUCUAAGAGCCCACUCUCCAAACACCAGAGUGUCGUCCCAUUUUUCUCUGGAAACCCAAGCGUGGAAAUUACUAAAGGGAUUCUCCAUCUCUUCAAGGAAAAUGAAAUGACCCCAUUGGAUGAAGGUGUGACUCGGAGUGAGAUGCUGUGCAUGUUGGCUGUUCCCGCGGUGAUGACCUGCCAUGACCUCUUGCAACUUGCCGCGCCCCUCAGUCAGGGCAUUCAGCUGAUGAGGGUCAUUAGAGAUACCACGCCCAAUCAGUAUAUGGUCCUCAUCAAAUUCAAACAACAGAAAGAUGCAGAUGAGUUUUAUGCAGAGUUCAAUGGGAAACCCUACAAUUCUAUUGAGAGCAGCGUCUGCUAUUUGGUCUAUGUGUCCAGGGUGGAGUGCAUGAAGGCAUCAGAGGGUGCAACCCUUCCAGUGCCUGGGUUGACGGAGCUCCCCACCUGUCACAUCUGCCUGGAGAGAAUGGACGAGUCAGUCGAUGGAAUCCUAACCAUAUUGUGCAAUCAUUCCUUCCAUGGCAACUGCCUUGACAAAUGGGGAGACACAAGUUGUCCGGUGUGUCGCUAUUGUCAGACACCUGAGGCAGUGGAGGACCAUAAAUGCUUCACAUGUGGAGCCCAGGAGAGUUUAUGGAUUUGCCUCAUCUGUGGGCAUGUGGGCUGUGGACGAUACUCCAACCGUCAUUCCUACAGUCAUUUUGAAGAGACUCAGCAUACCUAUGCCAUGCAGCUGGGCAAUCAGAGAGUGUGGGACUAUGCUGGAGAUAACUAUGUCCAUCGGUUAGUUCAGAGUAAGGGUGACGGUAAACCUAUUGAAUGGGACAGACAAGAUACAGAGACGGCACACACAGAGAAACUAGACUCACUGCAACUGGAGUAUUCCUACCUGUUGACAAGCCAGUUAGAGUCACAGAGAAUCUACUUUGAAGAGCAGAUGGCACGUAUUGAGCAGGAUGCCCUCAAUAGGAUGUCGGAGGUUGAGGCUCGUUCCCGUAAGACGGUUGAAGAGCGAGAUAAGAUGGAGCAGUGUUUGCAGACAGCAGUCAAGGAAAAAGCUGGAUUGGAGAGGAAAUGUUCUCAGCUCAACAGCCGACUCAACAAGAUAAGUGCUGAACUCAAGGAAGAAAAAGAGAUGAACCGAUGUCUGCGGGACAACCAACAACUUUGGCAAAACAAAGUGGCAGAUCUGGAGAAGAAGUACACUGAGGAUAGCAAACAGCAACAAGGGGAAAUCAAUGAAUUGAAGGAGCAGCUACGAGACUUGAUGUUCUACCUGGACGCACAGCAGAAGAUUGGUAGCACCUCAGAAGACACUCGGCAGGAGAUACAAGAUGGGCAGAUAGUGAUUGGAGAGGCUGCAGCCUCAUCGUCGACAUCGUCGCGUAAAGGCAGGAAAAAGGGACGAUGAUUCCAGGCAGGUGUCAAUUAGCAGAGCUGUAAUAGAGGCAAUCACAGGUCAAUCACAAGUCAAUCACAAGUCAAUCACAAGUCCAAUUGCAAGUAAAUCACAA
This is a messenger RNA of Patiria miniata (bat star), 2588 nucleotides long. RefSeq names its product BRCA1-associated protein-like (gene brap). Gene Ontology annotation, cellular component: cytoplasm. The record is from RefSeq and is a predicted model, not a curated record. Gene Ontology annotation, molecular function: ubiquitin protein ligase activity; zinc ion binding. Gene Ontology annotation, biological process: protein ubiquitination; Ras protein signal transduction. Bases 179 to 2485 code for a protein of 768 amino acids. NCBI's taxonomy places the organism in Eukaryota, Metazoa, Echinodermata, Asteroidea, Valvatida, Asterinidae. The transcript is spliced from 13 exons.